UCAAGUUUUCUUGCUUUUUCCGUGGGUUGUCUGGCGCGUGCGUUACCUUGCCGCUGUAGCAGGAUAAGAUUGCAUUCACACAGUCCGUGGUUGUGAAUCGGGCGGCCGCUAGAAUGCAGUGCAGACGGAGUGUCGUGUGUGGUAUUGGGCUCAUAUCCAUCGUCAUCUUGCUCGCCUCGGUCACCUUCUUCCUCAGUCAGGACACUGGUUCCUGCACAGAGGGUACGUUUCCUUGUGGGAAUUCCACAGUCUGCGUGCCACAGAGGUUUCUCUGCAACGGUCAUAGCGACUGCCCAAACGGAGAAGAUGAGGACGUAUACACGUGCACGGAUACUCACGGAAACGCCUUCAUCCAAGAAGUAGUUCUGCAGAGGAAGGCACAACAGCGCCAGGAGGAAUGCAAACUGGACCACAUCCCGAAUGACUGCAGAUGCAGGGACAAGACCCGGGUGUUCUGCAGGCACCUUGGACUCACGGAGGUUCCGCAGGACAUCAGUGACCACGUGACCCGCUUGAUUUUGGUGAACAACUCCAUUAAACUGUCCCGUGAUUCAUUCAAAAGGUACACCAAUUUGGAACUCAUUCAUUUGGGUUGGAACGACAUAGAAGAACUUCCUGAUGGUGUCUUCGAAGGACAGCGCAUACUCAGUCGCCUCUUCUUAACAAAUAAUAAACUGACGGAACUUCGGGCCGGGACGCUUAAGGACCUCACCCACCUCUCGUGGCUGGUUCUGCAGGACAAUCACAUCGUUCACAUUGACCUUGACGCUCUCAAGGACUCCAGUCUUACUUGGCUUGACAUAACGAGAAACUGUCUGACGCUGGACGGAUUGACUUUUCCGGAACUUCCUCGGCUCAAACAAUUAAUCCUUGACGAAAACGCAAUUGAAGAAAUUGGGGAAAAUACAUUUGCGAAUCUGAGAGCACUCCAAACUCUAGACCUCAAUAAGAACAGUCUCCGGCACAUCCACCCUAACGCCUUUGGAAAUCUGCACAACCUCCAAGAAUUGGACAUGGCCAACAAUCAACUUCAGACGCUGGACCCUACGGUGUUCCACAACUUGACAGCCGUCAUGAAACUGUCCCUUACGAACAACCCACUCAGAGUACUGCCGACACAGCUGUUCAGUAAAAUGAAGCAUCUAAAAUCCUUGCAGCUCGGACAUAUUGAAAUAGAGAACGUAGGCGUGGAAAUAUUCUCCCAUCUCGCUGCAUUAGAUUUUGUGUAUUUCGGAAAGUUCCAUUACUGCACCUAUACCCCUGCUGUCAGAAUCUGUAGACCGAACACAGAUGGAGUGUCAUCACUGAAGCACCUACUGGUGAAGCCAAUCCUGAGGGUGACGGUGUGGGUGGUAGCUGCAGUCACAUGUCUCGGCAACGGAUUGGUGCUCUGGGGCCGGUUCUCUUCCCGAGACGAGAAUCGAGUUCACAGUCUGGUGAUCAAGAAUCUUGCGGUUUCAGAUUUGUUAAUGGCGUUUUAUCUACUGGUGAUUGGGAUCCAGGACUGUCAGUUCCGAGGCAACUAUCACAAGGAGGCUCACAAGUGGAUGUCAUCUUGGGGAUGCACGCUCAUCGGUAUGGUCGCAAUGACGUCAUCAGAAGUGUCAGUUCUGAUACUGGUGUUCCUGUCUAUGGAGCGAUUUCUGCUGAUUGCCGUUCCUUUCGGGGGGCACCAGAGCAUGUCCACGAGAACAACAAGUCUCAGUCUGACAAUCAUCUGGACGGUGGGGUUCUGCCUUGCUUCAAUACCAGUACUGUACUGGAAGAACACUACGCGGUUCUACGGCACGAAUGGCAUGUGUUUCCCACUGCAUAUUGACGACCCAUUCUUCAUGGGCUGGCAGUAUUCGGCUUUCAUAUUCCUGGGAGUCAACUUUUCUGGACUGGUGCUCAUAGCAGUUCUGUACACGUGGAUGUUUGUCAGCAUCUGGAAGACGCGCCAUGCCACUCCUCUCUCUUCCGUCGGGGACUUCGAGUUUGUCAUUAGGUUCUUCUUCAUCGUUUUGACGGACGCCGGCUGCUGGGCCCCCAUCAUCGUACUGAAACUGAUCGCCCUGAGCAGGGUCCACAUCCCAGCUGAUUUGUACGCAUGGGUAGUGGUGUUCAUUUUGCCCGUCAACUCGGCAGUCAACCCUCUACUCUACACUUUCACGACGCCUAAAUACCGCGGACAGCUCUUCAAGUUCGGCUGGCCUCGAGAAUCACAGAAAGGACUGGUGACUCGCCUACAGUCCACUGCAGAUACAGGAUGUUCUAGCUCGUCGUCGACCCGCAUCAUGGUACAGAAGAAGGACGCUGAGAGUAAUCUGUACUCCAUGCUGCCACUGAUGGCCGGUUGCAGUCAGCUCCAGGCCCGCGCCAACAACAGACUUCACUCCACUUGAACUGGUGUGGCUUCAAACCUUGUCUAACUACGCUUCAGAUGGGUUAUAUAAAGUGUCGCACCUUAAGCCUUGCGGGCUUCUGGUCUAUUCCAAGUCAGCCAGCGCUUUUUGCAAAACAUCUGUGGUGGAAGAUCCCUUGUAAUGCCCAUAACUCUGAAUGGUAUCUCAUGUAUCAGGACUUCAAAUCUCGUGACAAACUAAACGACUCAUUCGUGACUCUGAAGUUUUAAAAAGUAUUUAUUAUGUUACUGAUCUGUAGCAUAAAUUUUUAGAACUUAUUUAUUGUCGUUCAGUUAUUUGUGAAGUUAGCUGGCCACUAAAUUUGAAUACAACAUCAUAACUUAAACUGUAUUAAUUUAUUCAGAAGUAUUGUAACCUACUUGGUUAUCUCUAAGCACUUAAACCACUUUUGCUUCUGUUCAUCUUGCCAGUCUAUGUCUGACAUGAAGAGAAACAGAUGGACAGUUAUAGGUAAUAUAUGGUUAUUGGGCCUAGUGUAAAGACAAGUAAAACAAAAAAUCCACGAAAGUAUUAUCAAUAUAGAGCUAUUAAUGUAAAUGUAAAAAUGAGAAUUACUAAUUAUCCGGUGAUAAAAAUUUAGCACCUUGAAUUUCAGGUCGCUAAUUAGCAAAAUAAUGACACUCAAUGCAUCCGAUGGCCAUAUUUCCAAGGCCUGUCAUUUGUGUACUUAAACAUACGAAACAACUUAGUAAGAAACAUAGUCAUUCAUGUUUGUAUACAUACAGAAUGUUCCACAGAUUGCUAUGGUAUAAGUCAUAGCGUAGGUAAGGAAAUGCUUCGUCAAGGAACCAAUCAUCUCUUAUUGUGUCUGUCAUUUUCCUAUGUGGCACUAAUCACACUGAUAUUUCGGAAAUAAAACCUUGAGCGAGGUACAAGCAUCAGCACGAAGUAGAAUGGUGUCCUGGACACAACAUGAGCACACCACACUUGCUAACACAUCCUGCAUAGAAGUGCAGACAGCACUGAAAUUUAUGUCACACGAUACGAUAAGCGGAUUUGAGUUUCAGUGAUCGUGGUGGUCAGGCUACAGACGUGUCUGUAUCUCGACGGAUCCAACGUAGUUCUUUGUAGGAAAUACCAGGCACUACAAGACAUUUAUAUUCAAAUUUUGACAGCGUUCUCUUCCUACAUUAUUGCUUGCGCAUUUCACAAAAUAACAUAUACUACGAAAACAAAUAUGUAACAUGUAGUUCCCUUUGAUUCGGCAAUGCACCCUUCUCAUAUAACUGAGCAAAAAAUUAAUUACCUUUAUUUCAAAAGCACUGACCGUAUGUGCGUGUGCCUUCAUGCCCUUCAACUUAACAUAUACACGGUGUAUGUAUUACAUAAUACACGUAAAAAUGAACUUGUCCCUGGGCCUAAAGACUGCGUCAUGAAGACAUAUGGCCUAUGCACACAAAAUUCUUAUCAUUCAAAACAUCAACUCUAAAUGGAGGUAAAUGGCAACCUUAACGUUCCGGCCGUUUUAAUACUUUAGGAGAAAGUCAAGUAGUUCUGUUCACUGGAUGGGAGGCUGGGUGGACCCACAAGCCGUCCGUCCACCUCUCGGGCAGUCAUUUUAUUUGCUGAGUUAUCCUGGCUCACAUGCAUAUGAACACUUACACACUGCCUAAAUUAUGUGUAUUAAUGUAUACAAGGAUAGUCCUAGUAUUUUGUAUUCUACUAUAUGCAAAUACAUAAAACAGAUCUACUUAUUUGUUUCAUUAAACAGCUUUACAACAAUUUUCAUUUAAACUACGAGUGAGUUCAAGACGAGCCUGGUAGGUGGAACAGUUUAACCAGUUUGUAGUGGAUUGUGGUUAAGAAGAAUAAUUCCGUAUGAAGCAGACUCCAAGCUAGCAUCUGUUUUCAAUCUAGGAGUAAGAUUGUAUUUAAUCAGAUAUGGGAAUGAAUGAACUACAGUUCUGGCUGAGGGAAACAAAUAUAUAAGUCAUUCAGGGUCAGUGUUGUAAAUUUGUGUGUCAUAUUACUGUUACCAACUUAUGUUUAUACGUGCAAAAUGUCUAUAUUUACGUAAAUAUAAGUUCGACUUAUGCAAACCAGAUUACAUAUGUGUAUGUCUUUGUACCAUUGUAAUCUAAUUUAUCAUAUGAAAUUCCAUUACUAAUUUUUACCAAAAAUAUAAACUAAACUUACUUCCGUACAUGAUAUUGACGCGAACUAUAAAUUAUAUGUAUAAGAGGUUUUCAUUAUAUACAAAUAAGUAAAUAUUAACGUUUCCAAUGGAAAGUUCAAGUGGUAUAUCCUAUAAAGCAUGUUUUGUGUUAGUUGAUAUAUAUAAAAUAAAUA
Cryptotermes secundus is the source of this 4694-nucleotide messenger RNA. It is a transcript of the gene Lgr3, whose product is annotated as relaxin receptor 2. Gene Ontology annotation, cellular component: membrane. Lineage: Eukaryota; Metazoa; Arthropoda; Insecta; Blattodea; Kalotermitidae. Gene Ontology annotation, molecular function: protein binding; G protein-coupled receptor activity. The record is from RefSeq and is a predicted model, not a curated record. The coding region runs from base 114 to 2384 and encodes 756 amino acids. The transcript is spliced from 21 exons. Gene Ontology annotation, biological process: G protein-coupled receptor signaling pathway.